This is a messenger RNA of Mus caroli (Ryukyu mouse), 2600 nucleotides long. RefSeq names its product small regulatory polypeptide of amino acid response (gene Spaar). NCBI's taxonomy places the organism in Eukaryota, Metazoa, Chordata, Mammalia, Rodentia, Muridae. The record is from RefSeq and is a predicted model, not a curated record.
AAAUUCCAGGCAGCACCAACAAAAACACUGCAGGCUUGGGAGGGAGAAUCAUGGCCACCUGGGGUGGUCACCAGACAGGGGGUCUACAGCUCCAGAUACAGUCAGGAUACAUGGCACUAUUGGAGUCCAAGUAACUCUUGAAGUCCUGAGGCGUUGCUCGUGGGCCUGGCUUCUGUCUUCAUCUCUGCGCCUCCUUCCCUUGCCCCUUCCAUGUCGAGGGACUCAUUUGCUUACAGCUUUCCUGAUAGUGCUUCUUAGCAGCUGCCAGUAGAGCCGACCACAGCUCUUGGAGGUCUGACCUGAGGUUAAAACUAGACCGAAGAUCAUCUGACUCCAACAGAAGGAUUUGGUGGCCUACGGUGGCACAGUUCAAGGCCUCAGACCGGAGUCUUAGAAGGAGGCAUAGGAGAAGCCGCUUGCUCAUCCUGGCCAACAGCCCCAGCUUCUGAUGGGACACUAAGACUCAGAGACCACCCACCGUGUUCGGUGUGACAAGUGCCACUCAGAAAUCAUGGAGACAGCGGUGAUUGGGAUGGUGGCAGUGCUGUUUGUCAUCACCAUGGCCAUUACCUGCAUUCUCUGCUACUUCAGCUAUGACUCACACACCCAAGACCCAGAGCGCAGCUCCAGACGUAGCUUCACCGUGGCCACGUUUCACCAGGAGGCGUCGCUCUUCACGGGGCCCGCUCUCCAAUCCCGGCCACUGCCGAGGGCCCAGAACUUCUGGACUGUUGUGUGAGGUUGGCAAUUCCCUUGACAUUUAUUCUGCUAGUGGGUCAGACCCAUCUGCCCCUUCAAUAAGCAGUGUCUGGUGUCUCACUCCUCCCAGCUCUCCAUCCUUAUCCUUCUACGUUCCACAAACUUCUUGCCUUCCUCCAUUCUGGCUCGCUCUUCCCUCUAUCCUGGGGGAGCUGAGGUGUCAGGACCAGGCGUGAGUUACCUCUGAGCCGAACGAUCAGCUUGGCCCUACUCACAAUGGGGCUGAGGAGUCUGAGGAGAUGUGGAAGGAUGCUGUGUGGUAUCCUAUAGUGGGGUAGCUCCAGACAGCUAUGGAACCUCACCGGAAGUUAGCACCCUGUCAGCGGGGUGCUGUGACGGAAGUCUAUUUGCCACCCAGGGAACCAGAGCCCUCGAAGAACUAAGUGUUUGUUAGUAUUUUUGGAUGCUGCACCGUGCCCAACCCUCAGGCUUGCUCCUGUUGCCUGAAAUCAGCCCUGAAAUUCUGAAAACAAAGAGCUGUUUUCUGGGAACAAGUGACUUAUUUUAUAAUUGAGGACGUAUAUCCUUUUAUGGAUCUUUCCAAAUCUGCUCUGGAAAACCACAAAAGGAAGCAGGAGAGAAAAAGAGAGCCACAGAGAGCACAAGGUGUUUCAUUAACAGGAAGGCCACCGAGAAGACGUUUAAACACGCUUUGAACAAGACUUGCUUUAUUGCUAUAGUCCGACAGACUGUGGCUAUUCUUAGCAAAUGUGAGUGAUUUGCGUCACUUAGGAAUGAUAGGAAAAUCGUGAACUGAAAGAUAAUUCCAAAAAAGUCAAAAUGUUGUUACAUUUCAGCGCAUGUGGAGCUGUUGAUUUUAACACAAAUAAAGGGACAUUUGUUUUUAUUAAUAGAAAAUCUGCUCACGGAAUAGAUGCUAUCUUGUAUUUAGAGACUAUGAUGUGAAGGAUGAAAAGUUAUCUUCGUGGCUUGUGUGUCUGAAUCUGGCCUUGAAUGGGUAACUCUCUCAGGGCCUGCCUGUUGAGGGAAUGAGACUGAACCAGGGUCCUCUGGGAUGUAAGAGAGUCCCCAGACAUGUGGCUGCCACAGGAAGGAUCCAGAGAGACAGGCUUGGGUCUGGAGAGAUUUGGGGGUGGGGCUGGCAGGGAAGAAGUGCAGGAAGGGAGUCAGGGUGCUAGAUGGGGGUGGAGUGGAUCUGGGGAGGUCGAGGCUCAGGAGCUUCUGGAAACAUAUCCUUAUCAGCCUGGACACUGAGUCCCCGACUAAGGCUUUUACAGACAGGCCAGAGGGAGGGCAGGGAGGCCUGGGGACUCAGUGAAGGACUCACAGCAGGUUCCAGGAAGAGCCAGUGUGGGGCUGAGGCUGGUAGGGAUGGGCACCUGAGAGGGGAGAAAGAAGCAUUGUCUGGGGGUAGCAGCCAGACUGAGGUAGAGCCCAGCGACCCUCACUGCAGCUCCCCCCGAGGGCUGGAUCGCCAGGCUUUGUCUCCCCCUCAGGCAGAGCUCUGCUCUGGGGCAGGCUCUGAAGAUCUUUCUUGAAAGGAAUCUUGCCAUCUCCACAGGAACUGAGCGGAACCUUCUUCCUGGCAACUGCUAGACUGCUUGAAGGUCUAACUUCCCCUCCAGCUCUCAUCACGGGGCAGCAUGAAUGAGCUGUGCAGGCAGAGUCCGGGCACCCUGGAAACUUCAGUUUGUGCUAGUCCUCGCUGGGCCUCUACCACAACAUGCUAGGGUGCAGAGAUGAGAAUCCCAUCUUGCUUGUCUGCAGGAUGAUAAAUGGAAAUCGUUGAGCUCUGAGCUGUGGGAGACAUGGGGUAGGGCACCCCCACUGCGCCCUCUCUCCACAGUCCCUGGCUCUGAAAACUGGCAGAGGUGUCUCUG